AUGGGCGAUGCUAGCGUUCCCCCGAACCGUGCGGUCAUCCGCAGCAUGAACCCGAACUACAUCGGCUUCGACUACAUCGGCUGGUACGUUGGCAACGCGCGCCAGACGGUGUCGUACUUCGUCAACCACUACGGCUUCAGCGUGCUGGCCUACCGCGGGCCCGAGACCGGCUCGUUCGCCACGAAAGCCUACGUCGUGGGCAACGGCGCCGCGCGGUUCGUCUUCACCACGGCCCUGCGCAGCCCAGACAGCUCGUGGGACCCGCGCGCCACUGACGAUGAGCGCGCCUUCUGCACCGACCUGCACACCCACCUGACCAAGCACGGCGACGGCGUCAAGGACAUCGCCUUCCAGGUCGACGACGUGCGCGCCGUCUGGGACCACGCCGUCGCCAACGGUGCCCAGUCCGUUCGCGCCCCGGAGCUGCUCAAAUCCGACGAUGGAGAGGUUCUCGUCGCGGCCAUCCGCACCUUUGGCGACACCAUCCACACGCUGAUCAACCGGUCUGCGUACCGUGGCGUCUUCCUGCCUGGCUUCCAGCCCCUGCCGCAGUCCCAGCAGUCCUUGUCCCUUCCCCCAAUCGACAUCCUCGAGAUCGACCACUGCGUCGGCAACCACGACUGGGACGGCCUCGACGGCAUCGUCAACUACUACGAGAAAGCGCUCAACUUCCACCGCUACUGGAGCGUCGACGACAAGGACAUGUGCUCGGACUACUCGGCCAUGCGGUCGGUGGUGGUGGCGUCACCCAACGAAGUGAUCAAGAUGCCCAUGAACGAGCCAGCCAAAGGCAAGAAGAAAUCGCAGAUAGAAGAAUUCUGCGACUACUACAACGGCGCCGGCUGCCAACACAUCGCCUUCCGGACCGCGGACAUCAUCUCAGCCGUCGACGCGCUGCAAAAGCGCGGCGUCGAGUUCCUGUCCGUCCCUGAGAGCUACUACGUCGAGGUGCGGGCGCGGCUGGCGCGCAUCGGCACGCAGGUCGCCGAGGACAUCGACACGCUGCAGCGGUACAAUAUCCUCAUCGACUUCGACGAGGGCGGGUAUCUGCUGCAGAUCUUCACGAAGCAUGUGGGCGACCGGCCGACGGUGUUUCUGGAGGUGAUUCAGCGCGAGAACUUUGAUGGGUUCGGGGCGGGGAAUUUUAAGAGCCUGUUUGAGGCGUUUGAGAGGGAGCAGGCGGCGAGGGGGAAUUUGUAG
Molecule: messenger RNA, 1200 nt
Organism: Aspergillus steynii IBT 23096
Lineage: Eukaryota; Fungi; Ascomycota; Eurotiomycetes; Eurotiales; Aspergillaceae
Product: 4-hydroxyphenylpyruvate dioxygenase family protein
Exons: 2
Coding region: 1-1200 (399 amino acids)
Biological process (GO): L-tyrosine catabolic process
Molecular function (GO): 4-hydroxyphenylpyruvate dioxygenase activity
Source: RefSeq, a predicted model, not a curated record